AUGGCUGCUUUCCUCGUCAGCUUGCUGGUGAUCGGGCGAGCUGUCGUGGACCCUUGCCAGGCCUCGGAGAACCAACCACACUCCUGGCAGUGGGCUGGUGAAAUUCCCUUUGUCUCCUUCCCGCAGUUGGUCAUCUUCCCGCUGUGGAUGCUGGGGCUUGUGUGCUCUGGACGUCUGUCAUGCGUGCUCCUGUGGGCACACAGGCCGGUCAUGGUGCUUGACUCGCUUGACUGUGAUGAAGAGAAGUCCAGUCCUGUCUCUCUGGAAUACGCCGCGCAGCUGGCACUAACUCACUUCAGCGAGACCUGUGACUGCUCUGUUCCUCUGUUCUCAACACUCACCAUCUCUUACUGCGCUUGCAGUUCCAGCAUCGAGGUUGGAGAUGAUGGCAUUGGGAUGUCCGAGCUAAAUUGUGCGGAAGCGCCCGUGCCGCCAUACGAGCACAUCUACCUGUGUGUGAUACUACGCGGGGGCACCGUGAAGGCCCGGGACACCGAGACCGGAGGGGACAAAGCACGAGGUGACCGGGACUUUCACAUCUCAGAGAUCGUGAAUUGGGCAGCGACACCGCGAACGAUAACUAUGUGUGGUGGCAGCGGGGCAACCGCAGGGGAGGGGGCAUCGCCUGCCAAGAGGAAAGUGAUGGACCUUGAGCCAGGGGAGGAGGUCGAGGUGGUGGAACAAGGGGGGAUCACUCUCGCCACCCUGCAAGCGACCCUGCAAGCGACCAUCCAGAACGAGCUCCGCACCAACCGAGCAGAGAUCAAGCAAGCUGUGGGGGGGGUGCAGAAGGAGAUGGUGGAGCGCAUGGGGGGCGUGCAGAAGGAGAUGGUGGAGCGCAUUGCCACGGUAGAAACCGAGGUCACCCACCAGCUCAAGACCACCCUGCAACUUCUCCAGGAACUCACGGCCAAGCAGGACAAGCACGCGGCGGGGAUCGAGGAGCUCAUGGGGGGCCAGCACGACAUGGAGAACAAAAUGGGGAGUCUUGCGGAAAGAGUGGAGAAGUUGGAGAUGAAGGCCCAGCAAGGCGGUCUAUCGGCUCAAAGCACCACUACGACGGAGCAUGGCGAUGGACUUGGGGGGCGUCGCGUCCCGGCGCUCAUCGUGGGGGGUUGGAAUGAUGACACCACUGCGGGGGACGUCCUGGAAAAAGCACAGCAAGCCUUGCGCAUGCUCAAGAUAGACAUUGACUACCAGGACAUGUUCGUCCCCGGGGUCCGCAGAGGCUUUGGGCUCAUCCCCCUUAGGGGGCCGAGGCCUGGAGAGACCGAUGAGGGGCAUCGCCAACGAGUCCAGGAGGCCAUCACCAAGGUCCGCAACGCGAAGAUGCAGACUGGGCACGUGAGGGAGGACACGGGGCAACCACGCUACAUGUUCUUGGCCAUCUCGCAACCACCAGAACGACGUCGCCGGGCCAAACUCGCAGCCAAGGUGAAGAGAUGCAUCUUGGAGCUAGGUGGGGAGCACGCACACCUGGAGGCAGAGUUCGCAACGGGGACCGUCUGGUACAAGGGGCUCCGUGUGUCGUCAGCAGCCGGCCCAAUGAAAGAAGGGGCAACGGAGGCGGGGCCUGGAUGGAUUGACACGAAAGCGUUGGCGAGGGGGCUCAAGAUUCUCCCAGACAAGGGAGAACAUUCCUAUCGCCCGGCACUGACGAUGAUCACCUGGAACACUGGGGGGGCCGGGGGGCGAAAGAUCCUCGACACCCUCCAGAUGCUCGCGGAUGACAGAAUGCUGAACUGUUCCACCUUUGCACCAGCGGUCGUGGCCCUUCAAGAGGUGAUCUGCGACCCAGGGGCCCACAUGGAGAGUUCAAAAAGUUGGACACUCGUUAUGGGCAAGACAGAAGCUGAGUGGAGAGGGACUGGCAUAGCGUACACCACCGCGCACUACCACCACACCCACGCUCAACACUUAGAAGGGGCGACCACAAUGAUCCUGAGAGGGGGCGAUCUAUCAGAUAUGGGGAAAACUCGUAACGCACACGCAGACAUGGGCAUUGGGGUUCUCUCUGUUCACCUCCCGCACCACGCCACUGUUACGCGCACAGAACACCUGCUUUCCACGUGGGGGGCUACCUCGGCGCUCCUCAUGGGGCACUCGCUUCUUGGGGGGGACAUCAACGAAAGCUUCUAUGACACCGAGAUAGGGGCCAUGGCGACCACCAGCAGAGGAGAAUCCGUGAUGCAAUGGUUAGCCGAGCAGGGGCUUUGGCUCCCUGAGCAGACCAUGGAUGUCCCGACAUACCACCCUUACAACCUGGCCAUGAGACCACGCAGAUUGGACUACGUCGCCGUAAAGGGGAUGCCUGGGAGCAGAGGUCAGGUGCACCAGGGAUCCAGAGACAUCAUCCAGUCGGACCACGACGCAGUCUCGCUUAAAGUCGACAAUCCGCUCCCGCCCAAGCUACGUACCAAAGCCACGUGGGGGGGGCGCAUCCUCAAGUCCCCUGACCAAGUGGAAGCAGCACUACGGAAAGUACGGCGAGGAGGGCCGCACUCCAUGAUCGCGGAUGUUGCCAAAGAGAUCACCAUACCGGCACCACAGGGGGGAGAACCCUGGAGCGAGAGUGACUUCCUCAAGCAGCUGAGACGCGAAGCCCGACGAGCACCAUGGGGAGACCGUAGACGACUUUGGAAGAGCGUCUGGGGCACCCUCAAACAAGAGAGACGAGCUUGGAUGGCGCGCAAGGUCCAGGCAGCAGCACUCAUGAACUGGGGGGAACUGCGAGACCUGGGGCGCCUGAGGCAGCCUCCGCACUGGGAGCACCGGCUCACGGCGGACCCGGACUGGCGACACCACCUCACCCAGCACUUCAAAGGGGUCUUUGCUACGGUCCCAAAAGCGGAGGUCAGUGACGCGUUUCGGGGCAUCAGAGCGAGACUCCGGAGCAUGUGCAAGCACACGCGAUGGGAGCCUUUCAACCUGGACGAGCUCAAUGCAGCGACUGCCAAGUGGGGGCGAAGGAAGGCCACCGGAGUGGACCAGGUCUCGCUCGAAGCACUACAAGCCAUGCUACAAGAUGCAGUGUGGGCGGAACGGCUCCUCUACCUGUACAACGACAUCCUGUAUACGGGGAAGCUGUAUGGCAACAUGGGGGAAGGGGUCACCAUCCUGCUCCCCAAAGAGACACAGCCGGAUGAGUGGGGGCAAACGCGACCCAUCACCCUGUCCAGUGCCACCCUGAAGUGGUUCUCCCAACUCCUUCUCGGAAGAAGCAGCCAUCAUUUGGACCCACUGACGACCCACCAGUGGGCGUGGAAAGGCAAACAAGCCGAGGAGCUCAUCCUGGUAUUGCGCAAAGUCACCCGGGUCGGUAUGGACUGGAAGCUCCCCACAUGGAUCGUCAAGCUGGACGUCAAGAAGGCCUUUGACAGCGUCUACCAGCAGAACAUGGGGGCGAUGAUCGCAUACUGGGUUGGUGAGGUGGGGGGGCGGCCGUGGGAGGCACAUGCAUGGAUGGCGCUGUUGGAAGCCGACGUAGUGAACCUCUUUGUGGGGGGGGAAAAGACGAGCAUUGAGCAAACGACGGGGGUACGCCAAGGAGCACCGGACGCCCCCGUGCUAUUUGCAGCGCUUGUUGGGAGAGCACUCCAACGAGCCCAUAUCCCCCCUCCUUCUGGGGGACAGAAGUCGCCGGAGUGUCCAGCAGAUUCCGGGGCCUUCAUGGAUGACACGUACAUCUGGGGGCAUGAUCCGGAACAUCUGCAGAGAAAGCUCACUGCAAUGGAAAAGAAGCUGCAAGAAGAUGGACUGCAAGUCCACCCCAAGAAGACGGCCAUCCUCACCAACUCAGGGGACAAACGGUGCUUCAGAGUUGGAGGGGCCUGGGUGGAACCCAUGCAGGAUGAGGGCAGCUUCAGACUGUUGGGGACACCUAUAGCCUUCAAGCACCAGGUCUCCUUGCUGGUCGCAGAGAUGCAGACUAGGGCGCGCAAAGCGUACUACGCUCACCGGAAGGAGCUCACGGCAGAGGCCCCACUCGAACCCAGACUCAAGCUGUUGCUCGUAUAUGUUCGACCUGCAGCAUUGUGGGGGUGCUCAGCGUGGCCGCCCCAAGAUACACUGCUGAAGGCGGCGAACACAUGUCAGCUGCAAUACGUCAGGAACGUCUUGGGGGCCAAAAGAAGACCCAACGAAUUAUGGGUCGACUGGAACCAGAGAACGCUUCGAGGGGCCAGGGCCAUCAUGUGGAAAAUGGGCGUGGAGCGAUGGUCUGGACAUGUGCUGAAGCGGAUCUGGGGGCUCUGGGGGCACGUCGCCAGGCAACCGGGGCUCACCCGAAGUAUGCUUGAAUGGAGGGGGCAGAAGUGGUGGAAAGCAGAGCAAGCACGGCCGCUCGGACAACGCCAUCCUGGCAGAUUCAACCCCAACCAGGACAUCGAGAAAGCAAUUGGGGGGAUAGGGGGCAUUGACUGGAUGGAUCAAGCAAGGGACAGACAGUGGUGGCAAGUGCACGAAGCCGACUUUGUGGCCAAGCACAACCCGCCCUGGGCCAGCGGAAGGCAACUUGGGCUGGGGAAUCUUGCACCCAACAAACCCAUGGGGGGCAAAGGGGGGCCAGGGGGACACAAGCAGAGAGGGCGUGCCGCACGCCUGGCCAUCACGAAUGACCUCUGCUGA
Messenger RNA from Symbiodinium natans, 4626 nucleotides. The record is from the annotation of a GenBank genome assembly. Lineage: Eukaryota; Dinophyceae; Suessiales; Symbiodiniaceae.